AUGGCUGACGCAGCAGUCGAGAAUCCAGUCAAUACGCUUGCGCCUCACAGGAAGGUUGUGGCAGCAGACUCAAUACCAGACAUUGCCUCACUCGAAGGUGGUGACAGGGACAACAACGACGAAUAUGCAACCUUGAAACGAUUACAACGACAUCUCGAGUACAUCAAUUUGCAGGAAGAGUACAUCAAAGACGAGCAGCGAUCGCUAAAACGGGAAUUGGUCAGAGCACAGGAAGAAAUCAAGCGAAUACAAAGUGUGCCUUUAGUCAUUGGACAAUUCAUGGAAGCCAUCGACCAAAACACUGGUAUCGUACAGUCGUCGACAGGCUCAAACUAUGUGGUUCGGAUUCUAUCUACCCUCGAUCGAGAAAAGUUGAAACCCUCGUCCUCCGUCGCCCUCCACCGACAUUCGAACUCUCUCGUAGAUAUCCUGCCACCAGAAGCAGACUCGUCUAUUGCUAUGUUGGGGGCUGAUGAAAAGCCGGAUGUCACAUAUGCCGACGUUGGUGGAUUGGACAUGCAGAAACAAGAGAUAAGAGAGGCUGUCGAAUUACCAUUGACACAGUUCGAUCUCUACAAACAGAUCGGCAUAGACCCUCCUCGCGGUGUACUGCUCUAUGGUCCACCAGGUACUGGAAAGACUAUGUUGGUCAAGGCUGUUGCAAAUAGCACAACCGCCUCAUUUAUCAGAGUCGUUGGCUCGGAGUUCGUACAGAAAUACCUGGGCGAGGGUCCUCGAAUGGUCAGAGACGUCUUUCGCAUGGCUCGAGAGAACUCACCGUCAAUCAUCUUUAUUGACGAGAUCGACGCCAUCGCCACCAAGCGUUUUGACGCUCAGACCGGUGCUGAUAGGGAGGUACAACGUAUCCUGCUGGAGCUACUGAAUCAGAUGGACGGCUUCGAUCAAACGAGUAACGUCAAGGUCAUAAUGGCGACCAAUCGAGCAGACACGUUAGAUCCUGCUUUGUUACGUCCAGGUCGUCUUGAUCGAAAGAUCGAGUUUCCCAACCUGCGAGAUCGCCGAGAACGACGAUUGAUCUUUUCCACCAUUGCAAGCAAGAUGUCUUUAUCGCCAGAGGUUGACCUGGAUUCAUUGAUUGUUCGGAACGAUCCUCUUUCUGGAGCCAUCAUUGCCGCAAUCAUGCAGGAGGCCGGUUUAAGAGCAGUCCGAAAGAACAGAUACAACAUCAUCCAGGCCGACUUGGAAGAAGCAUAUUCCGCUCAAGUGAAGGGCGCACAGGAAAAGGACAAGUUUGACUUCUACAAAUAG
This is a messenger RNA of Lithohypha guttulata, 1269 nucleotides long. It is a transcript of the gene RPT3, whose product is annotated as 26S proteasome regulatory subunit 6B. The record is from RefSeq and is a predicted model, not a curated record. Lineage: Eukaryota; Fungi; Ascomycota; Eurotiomycetes; Chaetothyriales; Trichomeriaceae. Gene Ontology annotation, molecular function: ATP binding; ATP hydrolysis activity; proteasome-activating activity. Gene Ontology annotation, cellular component: proteasome regulatory particle, base subcomplex. Bases 1 to 1269 code for a protein of 422 amino acids. The transcript is spliced from 2 exons. Gene Ontology annotation, biological process: proteasome-mediated ubiquitin-dependent protein catabolic process.